Messenger RNA from Quercus robur (English oak), 2280 nucleotides. Its product is annotated as AAA-ATPase At3g50940-like. NCBI's taxonomy places the organism in Eukaryota, Viridiplantae, Streptophyta, Magnoliopsida, Fagales, Fagaceae. Gene Ontology annotation, molecular function: ATP hydrolysis activity; ATP binding. The record is from RefSeq and is a predicted model, not a curated record. The transcript is spliced from 3 exons. The coding region runs from base 329 to 1966 and encodes 545 amino acids.
CUUCGUAAUUCAGGUUAGAUAUUAUUGUAUACCUCUCUUUUGCUCUCAGCCGCACAUCUGAAUCUUACUCAACUAUACGAUGCUUCUCAUCAAUUGCCUUAGCCUUGUAAGACAAGCUCAGGAAUAGCUACGCAGCUGGGUCUAUAAAAAGCAGGGAUGUAAUGGAGAGAAAUGUGCAGAGAGUGAAAUUAAGCUGUGCGAAGAUCUAGUGAAAAAAAAAAAAAACUGUGCUUUGUUCAUAGCGGAGAUCUUGUGGUGAUCUUGGUUUCACUGGGUUUCUAAAAAGGAUUUGAAAAAGGUGAUUGGUAGACGAUUAUACCCUCAAUCCAUGUUUACUUUCAGGGAGAUGCUUACAACAUUGGCACCAUUUUUCACAACUGCUGUUGUGAUUCUACUAAGUCCCUUUGUAAAAGAACACAUACCUGUUGAAGUCAGCAAUUACCUGGUCUCAACCUUUAAAAAGUGGCUCGCUAGAAUCUCUACGCCUCAAGUCACUAUCGUCAUUGAAGAGAGAGUUGAUCACCGUAGCAACCGAAUCUAUGAAGCUGCCACAGCCAAACUACGUACCCUGAUUUGUGAUUCAACAAAACCAGAACGUUUCAAGGUAAGCAAAACAGUUAGGCAAAAGGAAUCAAUCUUUGAUAUCGUAAAGGAUUUACAGAUUAUUGAUUACUUUGGAAAAAUUAGACUCAAAUGGAUGUUAUGUGUUGAAAGAGACGAAAUAAGCGGUAGUAAUUCAAAGAAAUUACAUCUUUCCUUUGAUAGGGGAUCUGAAAAGGAAGUGCUAGAUUCUUAUUUAAGAAAUAUAGUAGAUCAUUAUGAGAGAAAUCAAUACGAAGAAACGGGUUCAAAGCUUUAUACCCGUAAUAGGGUCCAUGGUAAUUAUGGCCCUUUUCAUGGUUCUGCCUAUUAUGAUGAAGGUGAUAAAGAAUGGCGUUAUGUUAGUCUUGAACAUCCAGCUACGUUUGAGAAGUUGGCAAUGAACCCAGAGCAGAAGAAGAUACUCAAGGAUGAUUUGGACAUAUUUCUUGGAAGGAAGGACUAUUAUAAGAAAGUUGGCAAGGCAUGGAAGCGAGGGUAUUUGCUUUAUGGCCCUCCGGGUACCGGUAAAACAAGCUUGAUUGCUGCCAUGGCUAAUUACCUCCACUUUAAUAUCUAUGAUUUGAACCUUUCCGUACGCUAUUCAGAUGACGACUUGAGAGGUAUAUUGCUCUCAACAACUAAUCGCUCAAUACUGGUAAUCGAGGAUAUAGAUCGCGGUAUAAAGUUCAAUGAUGAAAGGAGAAAGAAAAUUGACACGUUCACACUAUCGGGUUUAUUGAACAUGAUAGAUGGAUUAUGGUCAAGUUGUGGAGAUGAGCGAAUUAUUGUGUUCACCACCAAUGAUAAGGACCGACUUGAUCCUGCUUUGUUGCGCCCAGGCCGCAUGGAUCUGCACGUGCACAUGUCAUAUUGCACCAUGGAUGGGUUCAAGCUUUUGGCUUCUAAUUAUCUUAAUAUCGAAGGUGACCACCAACUCUAUGGAGAGAUUGAAGGAUUGUUGAACAAUGUAGAGGUUACCCCAGCUGAAAUUGCAGAGGAACUUUUAAAGAGUGGUGGUACUGAUGUUGUUCUCGGAGGACUUGUCAAAUUUCUCGAGCAAAAAAUACUUAAGAAAGCCAAGGCUGCCGAGUUGAAGGAACUUUUGAAGAGUGAUCAUGAUACAGAUGUUGAUGUCGAAGGAUUUGUGAAAUUUCUCAAGGAGGAAAAACUUCAGAAUGCAAAGGCUGAAGAGGCAGAGCAACUUUUGAAGAGCGAUCAUACUGAUGUUGAUGUUGAUGUUGAUGUUGAAGGACUUGUUAAACUUUUCAAGCAAAAAAAACUUGCGGAUGCAAAGGCUGCGGAUGCAAAGGCUGCGGAUGCAAAGUCUGCAGGUGCAAAGUAUAUAAAUCCAUACGAACUGAUGGAGACAUGGAGUGAUGGGUAGUUUCAAAAGAGAUGGUUCGUGUUCUCAAGGAAUUAGUAAUGUUCCCAUGCCAUUCUAGCACUUGUCAAAUCCCAUUUAAGUUUUUCUCCCUGCUGGUGGUGAUCUUUAUUUGUUCCUCUCCUCAUUUCUGAGUUUUUGUUCUCUUUGUGAAAUAAUAUGUAUCGUAUCUGUGGUGGUCCGUUCCCUCUUCUCGGUCCACACAGUAUCAAUGUGCGGUUGUGCACUGCUGUGAAUCUGAUAAUGUACUAGUGCAAAUUGUGUGACCAUGUGUGUGAGAUGUUGGUGAUUUAGAAAAGAAUUACAUGUUUGUUGAA